This is a messenger RNA of Serpula lacrymans var. lacrymans S7.9, 849 nucleotides long. RefSeq lists its product as uncharacterized. Lineage: Eukaryota; Fungi; Basidiomycota; Agaricomycetes; Boletales; Serpulaceae. The record is from RefSeq and is a predicted model, not a curated record. Gene Ontology annotation, cellular component: nuclear pore central transport channel. The coding region runs from base 103 to 576 and encodes 157 amino acids. Gene Ontology annotation, biological process: protein import into nucleus. The transcript is spliced from 4 exons.
GGGACCUAAGUUAGUAAUUCCUGAUCCCAGAGGCCCAAUGUGCAGUGAGGUGGUUUCCUGAACUCGAGCUUGAGCACUUGAGCAUCGCCUAUACACCUUACAAUGGCCUCACCAUUUACACGCAACGACAUAGAAAUAGCAACCAGAGCGGCAGACCAUUUUACCCGGUUAUACUAUACCACCUACGACUCUAUAACGCGAGUCAAUGACCUACCCAAGUUUUAUAGGCCUACCUCAUCAUUGACGUGGAAUGGGACGCCAUUCCAAGGUGUGGAUGGCAUAGAGAAGCUUAUACAAGGCAUGCCGAGCACGAAGCAUGAAGUGCAGUCAUUCGAUUGUCACCCCAUACCCGGCAGCCAACCACCUUCCCUUCUGCUGACAAUAUCAGGGAACGUUACCCAUGGACGUGGUCCUGCUGGCAAUCCCACCGCGAUUCUCAACAAAUCUCUCGACGGACAACCACGAGUUUUCUCUCAAACUUUCAUGCUUGUACCGGACCCCACAACACCCCCCACCAAAGUGGGGGAGGUUGCUAAAUACUUUGUCAACGCGGACGCGAUGAGAUUUGUCGGGUAAAUUAUUUACUUUGCCGGGAAAUUUGUUAAUUCGAGAUGGAGCAUGUAAUUAAGCACAUAGCGAACGGCGAUACGUACUCCAGUAUUUAAAACUCUGGCAUUCCUAAGCACAACACAGAAGUCUUGGACUUCAUACGAUACAAAAUAGAUGUUCAGCGAAUUUGAAUCUUAACCAAAUGUUUGAUUCUACAGGACAAGUCACAUUGAAUGUACAGUUGAAGGAAUGGAAAUAACAUACCGAGCGUGCACUGCGCUUAACCUUUGAUAACCGCUA